This is a messenger RNA of Desarmillaria tabescens, 984 nucleotides long. RefSeq lists its product as uncharacterized. The transcript is spliced from 2 exons. The record is from RefSeq and is a predicted model, not a curated record. Lineage: Eukaryota; Fungi; Basidiomycota; Agaricomycetes; Agaricales; Physalacriaceae. Bases 1 to 984 code for a protein of 327 amino acids.
AUGAAUGAUGAGCUUUUCAAGGCCGUUCAUCACGUUGAGUUGCUGGGAUGGAUGGAGAGCGAUUCGAGUACUCUGCCGAUGUUUAUCUCUUUGGUUGAUCAUGGUUACUCUCUCCUCACUAUCUCGAUACACUCCAUCCACUUCAAUAACAAGCAUGUCCUCACGCUCUCGCCUAUAGUUGCCCUGUUUUGUCGACUUCACUUGGAGGGAUGUUCUUAUGAUGACGAUAUGUUGUUGCAUCUUCUUCGUUCGUCUUCAUGGUUGGACAUGUUGGAAGUUGGUGUGCCUGAUCGCUGCAUAUUUACAAACCUCAGCAAGGGGUCAGUACCAACCACAGACAUGUUGUCUUCUGCUGUUGGCAGCAUGUUGGAGUCUCACUUGCUCUGCACUUUCUAUUAUGUCACAGAAUAUGGUGUUAAUUACCUAUUUGAAAGUCCAUGCUUCAGAUCCCUUGUGGCCUUGAUGACCCGUUGUCUUCACGAUCUAUACAUUCGUGUGGAUCAUAAAUCAUUCCAGUAUGUGCAGGACCUAGUCGAUCAUUCAGGAAGUACUUUGCAAUCUGUGGAUAUUGUGACCAAUAAUUGGCCCCCCCUUGCUGCAUCUAUGAGUCUUGAUCUCAGUGGACACUCUGUGCUUGAGUUGCUGACAUUGGGGCAGGACUCCCCUCAUCUUGCAUUGCUUAUCGAUGCGCUAUUGUCCUAUAGGAACCCGUCGACUUUGCGUGACUUAACACUCAUGAUACAGUUGAAGUAUGGUUAUCAGUCCAAUGCUGCUUGGAGGCGACUCUUUGCAGUCUUCAUGGAUCAUCCAUGGUUCACCAAGCUCGAAAAGUUGAACAUAGAUGUCUUUGCAUAUACGGCUAGGCAUGUGUCCGAGCCUGAUGUCAUUGAACUGGUGGUGUACAUCUGGAAGAUUUUCAAGGUGCCAGAGAUUGGUUUUCCCAUCAAGGUGGCUCAUAGGUUGGGAAUGCAUCGGUUUGAUUAA